AUGGAAAAGAUACAAACAGUCAAACAGUGUUUAAAAGCUUCACAAGAUCGGCAAAAGAGUUACACUGAUAGACAUCGUAGGGAAAUUGAAUAUGAAGUGGGUGAGAAAGUAUGCUUGAAAGUAUCUCCACGGAAAGGAGUUUUGAGAUUUGGCAAGCAGGGAAAGCUUAGUCCAAAAUAUAUUGGACCAUAUAGAUCUGAUCCUAGUCAUGUGAUACAAGAAACGGGGGUAGAACUCACAGGAAAAUUAGUAUACAUAGAGGAACCUAUAGAAAUACUAGGAGUAGAGGUUUUCUGGUUUAACUCUUUUUCUGGACGAAUUUCGGUUCAUGUUGUUGGUGCUAUAAGUUGCCCUAAUAGUCCAUACCAUGUUGUUGCUCUGUCUGCCAAUACAGCCAGAUAG
This is a messenger RNA of Mercurialis annua (annual mercury), 402 nucleotides long. RefSeq lists its product as uncharacterized. The transcript is spliced from 4 exons. Lineage: Eukaryota; Viridiplantae; Streptophyta; Magnoliopsida; Malpighiales; Euphorbiaceae. The record is from RefSeq and is a predicted model, not a curated record. The coding region runs from base 1 to 402 and encodes 133 amino acids.